Molecule: messenger RNA, 2485 nt
Organism: Alexandromys fortis (reed vole)
Lineage: Eukaryota; Metazoa; Chordata; Mammalia; Rodentia; Cricetidae
Gene: Cd320
Product: CD320 molecule
Exons: 5
Coding region: 1373-2167 (264 amino acids)
Cellular component (GO): plasma membrane
Molecular function (GO): protein binding
Source: RefSeq, a predicted model, not a curated record
UAGUAUGUGCCCUCAUACCUGGUUUAUAGGAUGCUGGGAAGGGAGGCAGGAGGUUGGUACAUGCUUGCCAUAUACUCUGUCACUGAGCUCCAUCUUUAGUCCCCACUUGGAACUUACCAAGUAGCCUAGGGUGUCUUUGAAGUUACUGAUGUUCUGCCUUAGUCUCUGCUCUGAGGCUAUAGGACACUGAGGCUAUUGCCCACUCAGGGACAGAGACUUGUCCCCAGCCCCGCUGGGAGGUAGAACUGUGGGAGACAUAAUGUGAAGAAGAAAAAACUAAGCUGCGUGUGGCUGUACAAUACACAUGAGAUCCAUGACUAUUCCAGAUUCUUAGGAGGCCAAGGCAGGAGGAUCACCAGUUUCAGGCCAGCCUGCAUUAUGCAUUGAGAACCUCUCUCAGACAACAGAACACUACCACCACAGAAGCCAUACUGGAUAACAAACAAUGCACCCGCCGGAUGCAAGUGGGUUGAGAAAACCAUCUAUCCAUCCCCUACUGCCCAAGUACAAGGAUGGCAGAUUAAAGUGUCUCUUUCUUAAGUGAAAACUGGAGGUAAUGAAUGAGGUUGGGAUGGAAGGAAUCCAAGUGGAUGGGACAGCUCAGGGUGGGAGCCAGGGACUAUGUUCAUUUGUUCAUUCCUUCCCUGCGUGUGCCAGACAUCAAGUGGAUGGGACAGCUCAGGGUGGGAGCCAGGGACUACGUUCAUUUGUUCAUUCCUUCCCUGCCUGUGCCAGACUACCUGCAGCUGGCGUUCUAGUGGGUAAUUAGACAAUAAAGGAAAUAAAGUAAAUAAAACCCAGAGGUGGCACCAAAGCAGCUGGAGUAGGGCCCUCCUGGGGAGUGUCCACAGGGUGUGGCUGCCAUGUUCAUUAGGACCAUUGGGCAGUUAAAUUUGCAGUAGUUUGCGUGUGAAGUUUAGGUCAAAAUUGGUGAGUUCAUUUUUGACUCUGGAAAUUGAUUGUUUCAAGUUGAUGUUAUUUUCUUAGUCCUCAGGAUUAAACCCAGAGCCUACCGAUUACUUAGGCAAGUGCUCUACCGUUCGACUAUUCCCCAGUUUCUGACCUGCUUUGGGUGAUUUUUAUUCCAAGAUAGGGGGUCCUUUAAUUGCCUAGGUUGGCAUUAUUUUGUGAUCCUCUUCCUUAGCCUGUAGAGUAGCUGGGAGUACAGAUCCAGGUGUCUAAACCCAUCAGACUCUGCUGCUGGGAAAAAGCCCGGAAGAGCCGUAUUUCUUGGUUACUUUUUAUUAAGGUACUUACGGUCCCGGCUCGCAGGUGCCACGCCCCCUGCCUUUAUGUGCGCGUGCGCAAGAGUCAGCGCUCGUCCCUCAGACUGCGUGCGGCCGGUUGCUGGAGCAGUGCGGCUAGCGGUUGGAUGGCGCGGGGCGGAGUGGGGCGGGCAGCGGCCCUGUGCCUGGCGCUGCUACUGCUGGGUCUUGGACUAGGCCUAGAGGCCGCCCCGGCCCCGGCCCCGGCCCCGGCCCCGACCCAAGUCCGUGUCUCGGGCUCCAGAGCUGACUCGUGCCCGACAGACAGCUUCCAGUGUAUUACAAGUGGCUACUGUGUGCCCCUCUCCUGGCGCUGCGAUGGGGACCCAGACUGCUCUGAUGGCAGUGAUGAGGAGGAGUGUAGGAUUGAGCCAUGUGCUCAGAAAGGGCAGUGCCAACCACUGGCUACCCGUCCUUGCUCCUGUGAUGACAUCAGUGGUUGCGCUGCUGACUCUGACAAGAAUCUUCUCAACUGCACCCUCCAGUCCUGUCAGGAGGGCAAGCUGCGUUGCAUUCUGGGUGAUGUCUGUAUCCCACACACAUGGCGCUGUGAUGGCCACCCAGACUGUCCUGACUCCAGUGAUGAGCUCAGCUGUGACACCAACACAGAAACUGACAAGAUCUCCCUCGAGGAUAACACCACAGCUACAAGGACUCCUAUGACCCUGGAGAAUGAGACCUCUCUCAGGAAUGCAACAGUUGCCUCUGCUGGGGACCCUUCCCGAAACCCAAAUGCCUAUGGGGUUAUUGCAGCUGCUGGGGUAUUGAGUGCCGUCCUGGUUUCUGCCACCCUCCUCAUAUUGUUACGACUCCGAGGUCAGGGUUGCCUGUCCCCGCCAGGGCUGUUGGUGGCUGUGAAGGAGUCUCUGCUGCUGUCAGAAAGGAAAACCUCACUGAUCUGAGGACACGUGGUCACCACCUGGCCCUGAGUACAGUCAGACUGGGGAAAGCCACAGUGGGACACGCAGACAGCUGCUGGCUUCUCGAGACCCGGGCUCUUGGCCACAGAGAACUUUGGUUUUAAGCUCCUACACACAUGGUUCUAGAGACUUGGGGUCCUCAGAUAUUCCACUUGUAUGUGGGGCGCUUGGAUGGAGAAUUGCCAUAGCCAGGACUGAGGGCCGGCCCCAGGAUGCUCCCAAGAAGUGGGGCCACCCUGGCUUAGACACUCCUGCUGCUCACGUUGAUGGGUGGUGAUUAAAGUUUCUUUACCUCCUCUA